AAGAUUUUGCAAACAUUUAAUUGAGUCUUCUCCUUCUAUCUUCAUUUAUUGACUUGCACUUGGAGGGAAAAUAAGAGAGGUUCUUUUCCCCAAAAAAGCUUUUGAAGUAGGAGGCUUGGAAAGAAGGGGUUGGGAUGGGGUUAUGUGGCAGCCGAUUUGGGUCGAACCCAUCACGGGGGAGACUCAACCACCGUCCCAAACGGCGUUCCAGAAUCUCUUCGUUUUUCAUCUGCGCUGGCUCUUCUUCUCAUGCUCCUCUUGAUAGGGAAGCUUAUCCAACUGGAAUCCUAGUGAAGUCAGCAGAACACUGUGACCCGGUUACCAACAUUGUCCGAAGUCCAUUGGAGGAAUCUGCUCUGAUAUGCAGUACGGGAACAAGAUUUAGCAGCAUUGACACUGAAAUUGGAAUUCCAGCUGAAAGCAGUACUGCAGCCAGUGAGGAUUCAUCUGUUGAAGGUGAUUCUAGAGAUGUAGAAACAAGUAACUGUAGGAAAUGCUUGACUGAAAAUGCAGAGUUAGUUGCUCCUCAGUCUUCGAACUCUGUCUCAGUAAAUCUUUCGAAUAAUGAGGAAGCAGUCAGAUCUGAUGCAAACAAUGUUGCAUCUCAGAUGCGUCCUGAGUCAAGUAUUUUAUCUCCUCGAGGUCUUGAAGACUCACAUUCGCGUAGGAUAUUUGUUGAGAAUCAGUUGGGUGAAGUAACAACAGCCCAUGACUCUGGUUCUGCUUCUGCUUCUCAUGCCUCAGAACCAGAGAGUUCUCACAUAUUAGGCGGUGAAUCCAUUCUAGAGACAAUGCCUUCAGGUUUAGGAUUUAUCGUAUCCAAUAGGGAAAGGGGCCAAGGAGAUGGAAGUGUUCUUCAUGUUGAUCUUCGGAGUCUCUCUUCCAAUAUUUUAUCUGGUGGCAGUGCUGAAACUAGCAAUCGUGAAGCCAGGAGGAACAACAGAAGAUUGUUCUCAGAUGCUUUCUCAAGACGUAGUUUUAGAAGAAUUGAUAAUUCCCCAUCCAUUUUUCUUUCGAUGGAUGAUGAUAAUGAUACAGGGUUUGAUAACAGAUGGCUCAUUGAUUUCAAUGGUGAUUUGCUUUAUGAAGGAGCUCAAGGUGAUUCUGGUUACCUCAGAAGUAGAAUUCAUAGAUUGAAUGAACGACGACGACGACACUCGAGAUUAGAGAUCUGGGAAAGGCUACGUGGUGGAAAUGAUGAAAAUAGUCGGCCAACUACAUUCUGUCCUUCUGGAAUCCACCCUGAUGGCACUUGCUCCUGUGAUUCUUACUUGAGGACUGAUGAGCCAAGUGCUCGUGUAAGCAUAUCACGAAUAGUAAUGCUUGCUGAGGCUCUAUUUGAGGUUUUGCAUCGUCAACCAGUAGCACUUUCCCUAUCCAUGGUAUCACCACCAGCUCCUGAAUCUGUAGUAGAUUCUUUCCCUCUCAGAAGUCACCCAAAAGUGAAUGCAGCUGAAUGUAUGGAUGCUGUUGAACAGUGUCAUAUAUGCUUGGCUGAAUAUGAGGAAGGGGACCAAAUAAGAGUUCUGCCUUGCCAGCACGAGUUUCACAUGGCUUGCGUGGAUAAAUGGCUCAAAGAAAUACACGGGGUGUGUCCACUUUGCAGAGGCGAUGUUCGUAAUGGUGGGGAGUCCUAUGCGUCAAACCCUGAGAUUCCAUCUCUUUGAU
This is a messenger RNA of Hibiscus syriacus, 1668 nucleotides long. RefSeq lists its product as uncharacterized. NCBI's taxonomy places the organism in Eukaryota, Viridiplantae, Streptophyta, Magnoliopsida, Malvales, Malvaceae. The record is from RefSeq and is a predicted model, not a curated record. The coding region runs from base 135 to 1667 and encodes 510 amino acids. The transcript has 7 exons.